CGCGGUGAGGGCAAGGGAGGGCAACAGGCCGCCGCCUUCCUCGCCCGCCGAAGCGGGGGGACGGGGCUUGGCGGGGCGGAACCGCCGCACGAAGGCGCGGAGCGGGGUCUCGGCGCGCUUCUCCCCGAAGAGUAUGUCCUGCUAUAGUUCUCAGAUUGUCAGUGAAGAUCACAUCUGUCAGUGUCCUGGGACCGAAGUGUUUGGAAACUGAAACGGAGGGCUCACGAAAUGAGUUUUAUUAAAUGACCCACAGAACGAAACUACAUGAAAACCUAAGCUGAAAGUUCCUAGUGCAGUACUACCUUUUAUUAGCUGUCAGCAGGGAACAAAGAGUUUUACGGGCUCUACCAGAGGUGACACCUUCAAACAAAAGCAGAGGGUGAGGCCAGGAGGGCUCCAGAUGACAGCAGUUACUCGACAAGAAGUUCUUGGCCUUUACCGCAAGAUAUUCCGAAUAGCCAAAAAAUGGCAAUCGGCAUCAGGACAGAUAGAAGAAACUAUUAAAGAGAAAGAGUACAUUAAAAAUGAAGCCAAAACAUUAUUCCGAAAAAACAAAAACGUAACGGAUCCAAAGUUGAUUAAGCAGUGCAUAGAAGAGUGUGAGGCAAGAAUAGAAAUUGGACUUCACUAUAACAUCCCCUACCCAAGACCUAUUCAUCUGCCUCCUAUGGGCCUUGCCCAUAAACAAGGCCGUAUGUUGCGACACCAGGAAAAGUUAAGGAAGAUUUCUAAGCCCAUAUACCUGAAAUCCCAUGAUGAAGUUUCAUAACCCAUCAUUUAAGCUUGAUGUGUAAUCACAUCACUUAAGCUGUGGACUGUAAUCCAGGUGAUUUGUGUGCACAACUGUGAACGAAGCUGUUUUGGUCGCUUGCUCGCGCAUUUCCUGAGGCCAAAAAGCUAAUUGAUCCAUUGCGUAUGAUGGAUAAAUUUGCUCUGGUAUUUAUUACAUUUCAACCACUGACUCCACAAUAAAAGUAACACUUUUCAAGGAGCGAGGUGCAAUACGAAGAUUACUUUGCCAUCAGGACAAAUUACAGCAGGUUUUUAAACUCUGUUAAUCUCUAGCAGGGUUCUCUGGUGGUUUGAGGAUUAUAUAUGCUCAAUUGUGAUUCAAGGCUCAGUGAAAAUGAAGGAAGUCCAGGGAAAUCAAGCAGACCCAGUGCCUCCAGAGCUUCCAAAUGCAAGUGGGAGCAUGGUGACUGCAUCGUGCAGCUGCGCUCCUCCCUCUCCAGUUGCUGCUCUGCCUGUUGUCCCUGAGAAACGUUCCAGUUUCAUAGUAUCCUUACAGUGGAGUACUGUUUCUAAGCAGACAGUAGCAAAGAGACAGCAGAAAUGCCACCACUCCUCCUCUUUCCUUUUUGCAAACUGCAGAGAGUGGCCUAGAGCCUCUCUGUCAGCUUUUUCCCCUUCCUUUGGAGAGGGUGUGAAUGUAAAAUGCAAAGUUUGGAAUGCAAUUGCACAACUUGGUGUAAAGCAUUCCAGUGCUGGGUUCCUCAGGUUCCCAUGUAUGGACUGACUGAAAACUCUCCCUUCAGGGUAUCACCGAAGCUUAAGAUGCUUUGGGUGUCUUCCCUGUGCGUUUUUACAUGGUUAGCUUUUCAACCAUGCCAUCAGCACUUGGCUUUCCCAACAAUUGGUUUAGCGUAGAUUUUAACUCUUACAUUAUGGGCAGAACCCCAACUUUAGUAAAAGACAGUGUCUACAACUAUCUCUUCAGUCUCUUAAGUUGGAGGGGUUAUUUGUUUCACAGGUGCCUCACGAAUGGAAGUGAAAUUAAAUUAAUUUCCCCCUCGCUGGCCCCCAAUGGUUUUGCCUCCUUUGGAGUGCGCUGGUGUUACCUGGCUGCUCACCAGUUCUCUUCAGGAAAGUCGGCGGAGCCUUCUGUCCUGGAAGUACCAGUGAGACCGAGCUGUGGACAAGAGCCACGCGGUACUGGGAGACUACAUAAGCACAGCCCACAGCUGCUUCAAGGACAGAAAGUGUAAGCAGCGACCUACUCCAACUACCAACUUAAUGGUGGCAAAAAAGCAAAUUUGAAAAAUGCAGUGUAUAUUAUUUCCUAUUAAAGUGGGCAAAACCAAUGAAAUCUCAUUUUCUGAGCUGUCCAACUCAUCCUAAACUCUUUAAGUGGUAAUAGACAUUGAUAAAGAAAUAUUGUCUACCUGAAAAAUAAGUUAAAGCUUAGUAUGUGCAGAACAGAAUGACAGUUCCUCCCCCAAGAAUGUACUUGUAAGAGUGAAAAAAAAAAAAAAUAAAAGCGGAUGAGAAAAGCCAAGGAAACAAUGAGAAGAGCGAGUCAGCAUGACAGGUACUGGCUAGCCCAAUUUCUCGCUACCCUUUAUGGCUCAGGUCCACAAAGGUAUCUGUUCCCAUAUAAUUAUUUCCUGGGAAUGCCUCAUGUGGGAAGUAACAUGUAAAAUGCCAUUGUUCCACCUGUCAGCAGGAGCUUUGCGAAUUUACUGCUGCCAGGAAGACACAAACAAAAACUCCUUUAGCCUAGGAAAAGGGGGAUGGAAUAAAGACAGUAAAAAAUAACAUGAUUAUACACACUGCUUAAUUCUUCAUUGAAAGAAGUGCAAAUAGUCUUUCCCUAUCCUCACUUCUCAUACACCAGCGCAGAGAUGUGUCAACUGAGCCAAACCAAAAUGUACAGAGACAGGGUUUCAAAUGGAAGCUUAGGCUCAUUCUUUGUUGUUAAACUAUCAUUUGAAUCUUUUUAAUUGUUAAAAUUCAUGUCGCUAAUGAAGGUACUGAUGCUGUGACUCACCAGGUGAAUAAACAGCUAUGUAAAUGAGCAG
Grus americana (Whooping crane) is the source of this 2798-nucleotide messenger RNA. RefSeq names its product LYR motif containing 1 (gene LYRM1). NCBI's taxonomy places the organism in Eukaryota, Metazoa, Chordata, Aves, Gruiformes, Gruidae. Gene Ontology annotation, cellular component: mitochondrion. The coding region runs from base 401 to 769 and encodes 122 amino acids. The transcript has 6 exons. The record is from RefSeq and is a predicted model, not a curated record.